Messenger RNA from Lodderomyces beijingensis, 1689 nucleotides. NCBI's taxonomy places the organism in Eukaryota, Fungi, Ascomycota, Pichiomycetes, Serinales, Debaryomycetaceae. The record is from the annotation of a GenBank genome assembly.
AUGUUUUCGAAAUCAAGGGACGAUGCCACGGUCGAUGACCGCGAGUUUGUACCGGGAACAACCCACUUGGUCGAUGUGGAGGGCAUCUUGAAUGUCAAGAAAAAAUCAGUUGAAGGAGAUGUCAUCUUGCACCCACAGCCAACUUCAAACGUCAACGAUCCAUUGACAUGGUCCAAGAAGAAGAAAUACUUGCAGUUUGCGCUCAUUUGGUUCUGGGGGUUCAUGUUGGCAGUCAGCACGAAUUUCCUGGGCCCGCUUUUCGUCACCUGGGUCGAUGAAUGGAACACGACGUUUGGAAUGAUGGGGGUGACCGUUGCCGUUUCGUUCAUUUUCCUCGGAGUCGGCGUAUGCGUCGUGCAACCUACUGCUUUGAAAGUGGGGAAGCAGUUUUGUUACAAUUGUGGUACCAUAUUGGCUAUCAUCUCGUGCAUAUUUGGUGCGUUUUCCAAGAAUAUCGGCUACUUGAUCGCCUUCAAUGUCUUGACUGGUCUAGCUGCUGCGCCGGUGGAUUCACUUCUUGAAGCUUCAUCUACUGAUUUGUUUUUCCGACACGAAAGAUCCACGGCGUUCAGUUUGGUGGUGUUGGCCUUGUACGCUGGUAGCUUUUUGGGCCCAGUUGCUGCCGGUUACAUCACUGACAACUUGCACUGGAAGUGGUGUUUUUACAUCCAGAUCAUGAUCUAUGUUCCCCUCUUGGUGGCUCAGGUAUUUUGGAUGGAAGAGACCUCGUUUAGAAGAGAUGAGAAUGACGAAGAGGUUUUGGAAGAAGGCAUCCUAUCCCAAAUUCACACCAUCAAGAGCGGUGGCGGUAUUUCACAAGUUGAAAGCAAAAUCCUCAGAAAUAACAAAGAGAUUGGCGAUGUCGACGUUGCAGCAUCGGAAAAGUCAAGCGUGUCCUCCCUGGUGCCGUAUACGUGGCUUCAGAAAAGAAAUUGGAUCCACACAGAACAAAACGAUCCGCGAUCCUGGUUGUCGAUUUUCACAAGACCCAUCUUUUUGAUUCUGUUCCCGGCAGUCAUAUGGGCUGGUGUCGUUUACGGCUUCCAGAUGUGUUGGCUUUCUCUUUUAACCAAUACCCAGGCACUUAUCUACGAAAGUGAGCCAUACAACUUUAGUGUCGAGAGCACUGGUCUCACCAAUCUUGCAGUCUUUGUGGGCAAUGUCGUUGGCAUGAUUUAUGGUGGUAAUUUCGUCGAUUGGUUCUCUGUCAAAAUGGCUAGACGCAACAAUGGUAUCAUGGAACCCGAGCAUAGAUUGCAUACAAUGGUGGUUCCUACGCUAAUUAACGCCGGUGGUAUCUUGGCCUACGGGCUAGGCUCAUAUUAUGGGGACCAUUGGGCAAUUUCCGUUGUUAUCGGCCAAGGGUUCAUGGGUUUCGCCAUGAGUUCCUCAGGUGCAGUGUGCUUAGUCUAUGCUGUUGAAUGCUACGAGAAGCUCACAAACGAAACCCUUGUCCUCAUUUUAUUCAUGAGAAAUAUGAUUAGUGUCGGGUUCAAUUUUGGAAUAUCGCCCUGGAUCACCAAUCAGGGACUAAUGGGCUCGACUUAUGUUAUGUUUGCGCUCUCGUUGGCCAUCAAUGGCAGCUACCUCAUAUUUGUAAUCUGGGGUAAGGACAUGAGAAGAUGGACUAGAAAGAGAUAUGACAAAAUUAGCGACCCUCUCUACGGUGAAGUCUUUAAUAGAAAGUAA